Molecule: messenger RNA, 911 nt
Organism: Liolophura sinensis
Lineage: Eukaryota; Metazoa; Mollusca; Polyplacophora; Chitonida; Chitonidae
Product: ganglioside GM2 activator-like
Exons: 4
Coding region: 50-634 (194 amino acids)
Biological process (GO): lipid transport; ganglioside catabolic process
Cellular component (GO): cytoplasmic side of plasma membrane
Molecular function (GO): lipid carrier activity; enzyme activator activity
Source: RefSeq, a predicted model, not a curated record
CCAUUGCAGUUCAGGAGAGAAGGCUUAGGACAGUUGAUAUCGUGCCAUCAUGUUGAGAUUUCUUGUGCUGUCGUUAACCCUGAGCUACACUCUGGCCGUCAGUGAUACGUUCAAAUGGAAGGAUUGCACGACCGCAGCUAACAGGGCUCUGGCCGUUUCCAAUAUCAAGGUCUCGCCCCUCCCUCUGACUGUCCCGGGGCCGCUCACCCUCUCAUUCGACGCCAGUUUAAGCAAGCCUCUCAACAAUGUUAACCUCAUCCUCGAGGUCGAGAAAAACCUGGGGUUCUUCGGUUACGUCAAAGUCCCUUGCCUCAACGAAAUCGGCAGCUGCACGUAUGAUGGUUGUGAGAAAGCCACAGAGUUGGGGAAUUACCUGAAAGUCACCGAUAACAGCAUUUUCAAGCAGAUCUACACGAUGUUAAAGAAUAACCAUAUUAAUCUGUUCGGGUGUCCAGUGCCAUCCCCUCAGACAGGCUCAGUCAAGGCAUUCAACUACACAAUCCCCAACCCUGGCAAACAGUUCGACUGGCUAGUGAAUGGUGAUUACCACAUCAUUGCAAGAAUUCAGGAUAAAGUGAGCAAAGUCGAUUAUGCCUGUUUGGAUCUGAACAUUGGUGUCAUGAGGAAAGCGUAAAAAAUAAACAGUGAUCAAGUUUCACGUUAAAGUUAAAAGCUUUGCUUCGUCUUUUCAUUGCUGGUUUCGUAGGACACUUUAUUUCAGAUUAAUGUCCAUAACUGGCGAACAGCAAUACGAAUGAUCUUUACCCGCGAAGGAGUAUUUGUACUAUGUUAAGUAGACGUGUAAAAGUUACAGACAUAUUUGACUAAAGCCGUUAACUCUUCAAUGGGUUGUCUCCCUUUCUAAUGCAAUUUUUUUUAACCGUAAUGACAUUUUAAGCAUUAUAAUUAAU